AUGUUUGCUAAAAGUGCUGUGAUAUUGCAAAUUAUUCUCUGCCUUGUGCUAUGUGGUGCAGUCCAAUGCAAAAGGGAGGAUAAUGUGAAGAGAAAGCCCAACAUUAUUGUGAUUAUGGCGGAUGAUCUUGGUUCUCACGAUUUAAGCUUACGUGGAAGUAAUCAAAUUUUAACGCCCAAUUUGGAUGCUCUGGGCUAUCAGGGAGUCAUCCUCAAUCGACACUACACAGCAGCAAUGUGCUCACCAUCAAGAGCUGCCUUUAUGAGUGGAAAGUACUCCAUUCACACGGGCUUGCAGCAUUUAGUGAUCCUGGCCGAUGAGCCACGAAGUCAUCCACUCAACGACAAGAUCCUGUCGCAAUACCUCAAGGAGGCAGGCUAUCAGAAUCACAUAGUUGGCAAAUGGCAUUUGGGCCUGGCCCGGAAGGCCUUUCUUCCCACAUAUCGGGGAUUUGAUUCGCACGUUGGCUUCCUCGGUCCGUACAUUGAUUACUUCGACUUUACGCACAUUGCAUCGUACCGCACGUACCCAGCUGGAUUUGAUUUUAGACGCAAUGAGAGCCUCUACUGGGAUAGAGUUGGGGAGUACGCAACGGACGUUCUCGCGGAUGAAUCAUCGAAGAUUAUUCUCAAUCACAAUGCUGCUGAGGGUCCUCUCUUCCUGUUCUUAUCGCAACUUGCCCCACAUACGGCCAAUGAGAGGGAUCACCUUCAAACCGUACCGGAAGAUCUGGCAAAAGUUGGACACAUCAAGGAUCCCAAUAGGAGGAAGUACGCUGCAAUGGUUAUUGCGCUGGAUCGAUGUGUGGGACAAGUUGUUGAGGCACUCAAGGUGAAAGGGAUACUCGACAAUACCUUCAUUCUUUUCCUAUCGGACAAUGGUGGACCUACAGUUGGCCAGCAUUCCAACAUGGCGUCAAACUUUCCACUAAGAGGGCAAAAAGACAGCCCAUGGGAAGGAGGACUGAGAGGAACAGCCCUUGUUUGGAGUACUCAACUGCAGAAGCGUCACUACGUCUCUGAGCAUCUAACCCACAUAACUGAUUGGUUCCCAACGCUCUCCCAAAUGGCCGGCGCUAAAUCGUACAAAUUCAAAAAGAUCGACGGUAACGACAUUUGGCAAACAAUAUCGUUGAACAGGAGCCCCCUCCGAAGGGAAAUAGUUCACAAUAUUGAUCCAAUUGGUGGGUACACGUCCUACGUCCGGGAUGGAUGGAAGUACGUCAACGGGACAACAUGGGGUGGAACUUUUGACUACUGGGUGGGUCAAAUGCCCUUCGAGGAGAGCCCCAAAACGCCAUUUUACACAAAAAUCGUCAUGGAUAGCCCCGUGUGGCGUGCCCUCAAUCCCUACGCCACGAAGAACCUCAAGUCAAAAGACAUCGAAGAGAUGCGGAGGAAGACAAAGAUAAAUUGUCAGAGAAAAAUUCCACCAUCGCGUGAUUGCAAUCCAAUGGAGGCUCCCUGCUUGUUCUACCUGGAGGACGAUCCGUGCGAAGUGAGCAACUUGGCACACUUCCGGCCGACACGAAUGGCCGUCAUUGAGAAGAGACUUGAGGAAAUACAACGGACAAUGGUACCACCGAAUAAUCUUCAGCAGGAUCCAGCAGCGAAUCCUGCACUCCACAAUGGGAUAUGGACGUGGUGGUUGGAAACCCAAUAAAUGUCCUUCAUGUGAUGUACAAAGAAAUAAAAAGUAUAGGUGUUCGAAA
Molecule: messenger RNA, 1711 nt
Organism: Lutzomyia longipalpis
Lineage: Eukaryota; Metazoa; Arthropoda; Insecta; Diptera; Psychodidae
Product: arylsulfatase I-like
Exons: 3
Coding region: 1-1662 (553 amino acids)
Source: RefSeq, a predicted model, not a curated record